AUGGAUCUAGAUCUUUCGCUUAGGACAGAGCAACCCACUGCUCCUACAGAUACUAGUUCCUCUGAACUGAGGGCUAAAUAUGAGAAGUGGGAUCGCUCUAACUGCAUGAGUCUUAUGAUCAUCAAGCGCGGCAUACCUGAGACUUUUAUGGGCGCGGUGUCUAAUAGUGUCACCAAAGCUAAGGAAUAUCUCGAUGAGAUUGAAAAGCGCUUUGCCAAAAGCGAUAAGGCGGAAACAAGCACAAUUCUGAAGAACUUGAUUUCCAUAAAGUAUAAAGGCAAGGGAAAUAUUCGGGAAUAUAUUAUGGAAAUGACUCACCUUGCAUCAAAAUUGAAGGCACUUAAUCUUGAAUUGUAG
This is a messenger RNA of Zingiber officinale, 357 nucleotides long. RefSeq lists its product as uncharacterized. The coding region runs from base 1 to 357 and encodes 118 amino acids. The record is from RefSeq and is a predicted model, not a curated record. The transcript has a single exon. Lineage: Eukaryota; Viridiplantae; Streptophyta; Magnoliopsida; Zingiberales; Zingiberaceae.